Cladophialophora bantiana CBS 173.52 is the source of this 474-nucleotide messenger RNA. RefSeq lists its product as uncharacterized. NCBI's taxonomy places the organism in Eukaryota, Fungi, Ascomycota, Eurotiomycetes, Chaetothyriales, Herpotrichiellaceae. The transcript is spliced from 2 exons. The coding region runs from base 1 to 474 and encodes 157 amino acids. The record is from RefSeq and is a predicted model, not a curated record.
AUGAAUGUCAACACCUCUUCUGCAUACACAUCGACUGCGUUACUGAAACCCAAAAUCGAUCGCUUCGCCAGAUCCAGAGACCACCCAAUUCUCGUCUACUCGUCUACUUCAAGUCUCGUCAACCACCACACAGAUGAUCUAUGCUACGAGGAAACCGGGCACUUUCACAACCAUGCCACCUCACCCAUCGAUGGCUUCGGGCGAUUUCAUUUCGAAGAUGCCUCGUAUUCUGCAACGGCUUUACCGUUGCCAAACAUCGAGACCAGUCAAGCGCCGAUGAAAGAACGGCUGGUCGCGGCUUCUUUUCCACAAAAACUAAAGGCCGGAUGGUGUAUAUCUGGAAAUGCUUUCGCUUUGGUGGUGUUCGUCAUCAUCACUCAAAUGGCAUUCGGAAUUUUGCAGUGCGUCAAAUAUAGCGCGGACAAGACGGACCAAGCAGCAUUUGGCAGGGGCGUCGUUCUCGCAAAAGGUUGA